Messenger RNA from Telopea speciosissima, 2162 nucleotides. RefSeq names its product serine/threonine protein phosphatase 2A 55 kDa regulatory subunit B beta isoform-like. Gene Ontology annotation, cellular component: protein phosphatase type 2A complex; cytosol. Gene Ontology annotation, molecular function: protein phosphatase regulator activity; protein binding. Gene Ontology annotation, biological process: peptidyl-serine dephosphorylation. NCBI's taxonomy places the organism in Eukaryota, Viridiplantae, Streptophyta, Magnoliopsida, Proteales, Proteaceae. The record is from RefSeq and is a predicted model, not a curated record. The transcript is spliced from 14 exons. Bases 221 to 1732 code for a protein of 503 amino acids.
AAUUCAUCCCAUUUCUCUCUUCUGCGAAAAACUACUGCUCUCAAUAGAGUGAGAGAGAGAGAGAGAGAGAGAGAGAUUUGGGGUAUUCAUGCUGGUGUUUGGCUGCAUUUGAAGACGAAUGUGGUGAGUAUGGAGGCGGAGAAGCUCACAUGAGAUCGGCAGCUUGAUCAGUGAUGUGGGAAGUGUUGAAGGGGCUGUGAUUUAUGAUUUAUCGUUGAAGAUGAUCAGUGUUGGGAACGGAGAAGAAGGGGUCCCACCUUCUCUCGAGUGGAAAUUCUCUCAGGUUUUUGGAGAACGAGCGGCUGGGGAGGAAGUUCAGGAAGUUGACAUUAUCUCUGCCAUUGAAUUUGACAAAAGCGGUGAACAUCUUGCUACUGGUGACCGUGGAGGAAGGGUUGUGCUAUUUGAAAGGAUAGAUGGGAAAGACUGUACCUUACGGAAGGAUCAGGAGAAAAGGGAUUAUCCUGCUUCUUUGCAUCCUGAAUUUCGCUACCAGACAGAAUUCCAAAGCCACGAACCGGAGUUUGACUACCUCAAGAGUUUGGAAAUAGAGGAGAAAAUUAAUAAAGUGCGAUGGUGUCAGACAGCCAAUGGUGCACUUUUCCUUCUAUCAACCAAUGAUAAAACAGUAAAGUAUUGGAAGGUCCAAGAGAAGAAAAUAAAGAAGAUAUGUGACAUGAAUUUAGAUUCUUCAGCAUCAGCAAGAAAUGGAAAACUUUCUGGCUCGAUUGGAGUGGCAACUGACUUUGUAUUUCCCCCUGGAGGAUUCCCGUCUCUUCAUUUACCAGUGGUAAUUGUUGGCCAUGAGACAAACCUUGUUCCUAGAUGUCGAAGAAUAUAUGCUCAUGCACAUGACUACCACAUUAAUUCCAUUUCAAAUAACAGUGAUGGGGAGACAUUUAUAUCAGCAGAUGAUUUGCGCAUAAAUUUGUGGAACCUAGAGAUAAGUAAUCAAAGUUUCAAUAUUGUUGAUGUGAAGCCUGUGAACAUGGAGGAUCUCACUGAGGUUAUAACGUCUGCCGAAUUCCAUCCUACCCAAUGCCAUACAUUAGCAUACAGCAGCUCGAAGGGCACAAUACGCCUAAUUGACAUGAGACAAUCAGCUUUAUGUGACAGACAUGCCAAACUAUUUGAGGAGCGUGACACAUCUGGUUCACGGUCAUUUUUUACGGAGAUAAUUGCAUCGAUAUCAGAUAUUAAGUUUGGAAAAGAUGGAAGACAUAUAUUGAGUCGUGAUUACAUGACCCUGAAGCUAUGGGAUUUAAACAUGGAAUCUUGCCCUGUUGCAACCUUCCAGGUCCAUGAGUAUCUAAGACCCAAGCUAUGUGACCUGUAUGAAAAUGACUCCAUCUUUGAUAAAUUUGAGUGCUGUUUAAGUGGAGACAGUCUCCAUGUUGCCACUGGUUCCUAUAGCAACCUUUUUCGCAUUUUUGACUGCGAUUCUGGCAGAAAUGAGGCAACAACACUGGAAGCCAGCAAAAAUCCUAUGAGACGUCAGACUCAAACACCUUCAAAGCCCAUAAGAUCACUCACCAGCCUAGCACGCUCUCGUAGACGAGGAGCUGAGAAUCUGAAUGUAGAUGCAAAUGGAGUAGCAUACGAUUUUUCAACUAAGAUGCUCCACCUAGCAUGGCAUCCAACGUCCAAUGCUCUUGCCUGUGCGGCUGCAAAUAGCCUAUACUUGUAUUAUGCCGAAGAUAUUCCUCAAAAUGAAGCUGCCUCAAAUCAGUAGUGAAAGGCCAUGUUCGCUGUCAGUCACACGAGGUCCAUUAGCACAUGCAAUCGGUAUUAUGUUUUGCAGGAAGCAGCCUGCUUUGCUCAAUUCUUUUGUAGAAAGGAUGAAAAUUCUUUUCUUAUUCUCCUUCUCUGUCCGGAAUGGGGGGUGGGUAUUUGGAUUUGGAUGGCUCAAUAUAGGAAAUCGGCACAGGCAUUGCUUCUUCUGUGGAGAGACAAGGGGAGCAUGUUCUGGGAGUAAAAAACCUUUUUCAAGGAAUCAUAACCAAAAGUAAGUUGAGAUUGUAUUUUUUGUUACAUGAUCAAUACAGUUUGUAGUCAGCGGUGUCUUGAGUGGUUAACUUUGUAAAUGAAGCAGAGGAACAUGAGUUAACCAAUUCCUUGUAACAUUCAUCUCAUACAUUCAUAUAUAUAUUUUUUAUUUCCUU